Molecule: messenger RNA, 2398 nt
Organism: Setaria italica (foxtail millet)
Lineage: Eukaryota; Viridiplantae; Streptophyta; Magnoliopsida; Poales; Poaceae
Product: ankyrin repeat-containing protein At5g02620
Exons: 6
Coding region: 317-2398 (693 amino acids)
Cellular component (GO): plasma membrane
Molecular function (GO): protein phosphatase 1 binding; protein phosphatase regulator activity
Source: RefSeq, a predicted model, not a curated record
ACCACCAUUUUUUUUCAAACGUUUGUAUAUCCUAUUGAUAAUGAUCAUAUUUAUGGUAGUUGCAGUUAGAAACAAUACCUGGUCCUGAGCAAUAGCAGCUGAGCAACAAAUAUGUCACUUACUUAACAAGAAAGAUAGAAAAACCUUGGAGACGACUUCUAUUCUACAUGCUCAGUACAAGCUUUGCGUAUUGGAAACACACACACAACCAGCUCCCUUGCACACUGAACAUCCAAAAUCAAAGUCCCAACCGUUAGUAACCAGAAAGUGCAUCAUCAGCGGAUUGAAAUUUGCAAGCUGCAGCCUAGUGUUGGUGAUGGCGACAAACACCCGAGAGGAGCCUCGCUCGCCCAGAGCAUCGAUGGUUUCCUCAGAGGCAGACGCCAAAAUGGUGGUGGCCACAAGCCGUGAAGACUGCCAAAAGUUGAAGGAUCUGGUGUGCCAGAAAGAUGCUACGACGAUGCUGGUGGUCAUGUCAUCGAGCAAACAGGAUCCUCACGAGGUCGCGCCAGCAACCAUGCAUCCGCUGGUAGCAGCAGCAGCAUGCAGAGGCAAUAGGGAGGAGCUGAAUUUUCUUCUCAACAGAGAAGGCCCACAGGAGCAUCCUAUUCCAGUCUCCAUAUUUGGCAACCAGGUUGCUGCAUAUUCCUGUGCUGAUAUGGAACAAGGCACUAAUGAAGUGUCGCUUCUGAAUGGUGUUACGGUGGAGGGGAACACCGCACUACAUCUGGUGGCUGCCAAUGGAGAUGGAGAGGACUUUCUCAAAUGUGCAGACCUCAUCCACACCAAGAACAAAGUAUUACUGUCUAUGGAAGAUAAAGCAGGCCUAUUACUGUCUACGCAAAAUAAAAAGGGCGACACGCCCUUGCAUUGUGCAGCAAGGGCUGGGAAGACCAAAAUGGUGUCUCAUCUUAUUGGUCUUUCCAAAGACAACAAUAUUGUUGAAGAACUCCUAAGGAAGGAGAAUAAUAGUAAGGAGACCGCCUUGCAUGAGGCUGUCCGUAUCGGAAAUAAAGACAUAGUCAAGGUGCUCCUGGAGGCUGAUCCCAGCUUGGCUUGUUUCCCAGAAAAAGGCUCUUCAGCUCUGUAUCUAGCCAUCUUGCAGGAGGAGGAAAGCAUUGCACAGACACUGUAUGAUAAGAGUGAAGGUAUUCUCUCAUAUUGGGGACCAGAUGGGCAAAAUGCAUUGCAUGCUGCCGUAUUGCGAAGCACAGAGAUGGUAAAAAAGCUGUUGGACUGGAACCAGAAACUUACUUCACAAGGGGACUGCAACGGAAGUACGCCCCUUCACUUCAUGUCAUCUCGAUCACGACUAAACACAACAUGGGUUAUCCAUACUAUUCUCUGGAUUCGUGUUCCGUUUCCAGCAUCUCUGGGUGCCCAAGAAGUCCGGAGACUACUGGAAGCAAAUCCAGCCGCACUGUAUCAACCGGACAAGUGUGGAUUGUAUCCUAUACACAUCGCUGCCUCUGUUGGUAAUAAAAAGGUCGUCGCUAUAUUUAUCAGGUACUGUCCGAGCAGUGCCGGAUUGCGCGAUAGCAUUGGACGAACGUUCCUUCACGUUGCUGUUGAGAAAUCGAGACGGAAUAUUGUUUCAUUCGCUAGCAGAACUCGGUCGUUAGCUUGGAUUUUGAAUAUGCAAGACAAUGACGGGAACACUGCAUUGCACCUGGCUGCCCAGGCCGGGAGUCUACGGAUGUUCUGUUCUCUAUUUGGGAAUCCGCAGGUGCACAUAAAUAUUAUAAAUAAGAAAGUGCAAACUCCUCUCGAUAUAGCACGGUGUAGGAUCCCCCCAGGAAUGCAUUAUCAUCAGAGGAGCGAAGCAAAGAUUCACUGGAUACUGAAACAAACCGGGGUUCUAAUCGCAACAGUGGCAUUUGGUGCAACUUUCGCCCUUCCUGGUGGUUACAAAGCUGACGAUCACACAAAUGGGGGGACACCAACUCUCGCUGGGAGGUAUGCUUUUGAUGCAUUCAUAAUGGCCAACACAAUAGCAUUCAUCUGCUCCUCGAUAGCGACUGUUGGUUUCAUGUUCUCUGGAACUUCAAUGGUUGACCUGAAGACCCGCAAAGUCUACCUUGGAACAGCAGUAUUCUUCAUGGAUAGUUCAGUCACGAGCUUGGCUGCUGCCUUUGCACUAGUUGAGAAGAAGGGCACGGGUAAGCUUAGAGAGUGCAUUGAUUUUAGAGAUCUUAAUAGAGCUUCACCAAAAGAUGAAUAUCCUAUGCCUAUAGCCGAUGUACUUAUUAAUGCUGCAUCUGGACAUAGAAUGAUUAGCUUUCUUGAUGCUGGAAAGUUCUACGGCUUUGUAGUACAUGAGAAGAGUGUUGAGAUUGAUCCUAAAAAGAUCGAGUCUAUUAGAAAACUACAAGCUUCUACCUACAAAAGAGAUUUGUAG